Molecule: messenger RNA, 1641 nt
Organism: Kwoniella botswanensis
Lineage: Eukaryota; Fungi; Basidiomycota; Tremellomycetes; Tremellales; Cryptococcaceae
Exons: 4
Coding region: 1-1641 (546 amino acids)
Source: RefSeq, a predicted model, not a curated record
AUGUCCUCGGCAACUUUCUCGAACAGCUUCAACACCAAGAAGAGAGGGUACAGAUCCGAACCUGGACUAUCUCGUCGACAGCCCAAACAAUCCGACGAUGAUAACUGGGAAGAUUUAGAUAACAAUUCUCGCCGGCAGCCCAAAACUCCAGAGAGGGUAUCAAAUCGAUCAGGUAGAAACUCUCCAUCUGGAUCAACGAUCUCAUCGCCUUCGCGUAGACCUAAGCAUACAUCUGGUACUACCAAGUCCAGGAGUACGCCUAGAAAACCCAUUCCUACUCGCCCUCAACCGUCUAGGCAGACUCGACCCGCGAUACCAUCUCCGACACCAGCAUCUCUGACCGACACCCUCAAUAUCCUCUUACUUCCGUUUCGACUACUACUAGCCCCGCUGCAUAUCCUCCUCAGCCCCUUUCUCGCGCAUCUCGCCAAUGGUGUCUUACUCCUCACGAUAGGUAGUCUGGCAGCAUACUUCAUUCUCCCUUUAUUACCGUCUAUCAUCCUCAAGCUACUGGGCAGAGCUAUUCGAUACCUCUCUAAUGACUUUAUAUCGAGCACUUUGGGAUUUGCUCAAGAUUCCGAUAUCAUCCUAGGAAAAGAACUAUUGCUUUUACCUGCCAAAACACUUGCUACACCCACUUGUCUGUUGACCGGACUGUUCUGCCAGACAUCACUUCUCUCACAUCAUCUUAACGGGACGAAUAUACCUGCAAGACCAUUCUGGGCCAGUUGGGGAUCGGGUGAGGAGCAAGAUGAGGAUCCUGUAGAUAUAGGUACAUACGCCAGGGCUUUAGCCCAGGAGGCGAGAGGAGCGAGAGAUAUAUUUGAUAGUGUUAGGAUGCUAGGUCAGGGAGGUGUAGCUGGAGGACUGAAUUAUGUCAAGAUAUGGGAAUUGGCUGUUACGGUUAACACUGGAUCAACCUUGGAAGGGAAAGAAAUAUUUGCUGAGCAGAUCAAGGAUCUCGGAGAUAUGACUCGUGAUCUGUCAGAUGAGAUUGUUCAUAUCGACUCAAAGACUGUCAAUGCUUUUAGCUGGUUACAGUGGGAGUUCCACGACCUAGUGAACCUCCUCUCUCUUCCCCCACCUACCCGCCCAACAUCUACCGUCCUCUCCCGCAAACUUCAUUCCCUCUUACUCCGCCUCUCUACAGAGCUAGACACAAUUUACGCCCUCACUUCCACAGCAGCACAGCACGCCUCUCAAGCCUCCAUCCACGGUCAAUCGCUUGAUUCCGAGUUGAGCCGUACAGCCACUGGACUGCGAUAUGAGAAAGAUCGAUCUCCAGGGUGGAAACUACUGUAUGACAAAUCGUCUCAUUUCUUCGUAGGUGGUGAACCAUCCAAGGUCGAAUUAGUGGAAAGAGAUCUCAAGAUCACCACCAAGACUAUAGGCGAUAUUAGAAGGUUAAGUAGGAAUCUGGAAGAUACACGGACCAAAGUGAAAAUUUACAGGGAUCAGUUGGGGAUGUUUUCUGCUUCAAUGAUGGGCUUCCAUCUUGGUUCAUCGGAUGAUGUGGGUCUGGGACCGGAGGAGGAAGUAAGAGUUUUGGCCGAGGUUGUAGAUGGGUUGACGAGGGCGGUAGGGAUGGCUAAGACUGAGCAAAGGAAGGGAAGGGUGGAUGUGUUGGAGAUUGAUCAGUAG